CAAAAUUAAAACAGUGAAGGGUUAGCCCACGUUUUCCUUUCCCAACGAAAACGAAACCACAAAAACGGAGCCGGAGUUGGAUCAGAGCAGAAGCGCAUUUUGGUUUCGAAAACCGGUGUCGCAAAUGGCUUCGAAUCCUUCGCUUCUGCCCGAGAUCGGACCCGAUGGCCUCCCGCGUGAAGCCCCUGUUAUUGCCUACACCGAGAAGAUUAUUGAGGCAGAGCAGCUUCAGUUAAAGAAAUACAUUGAAGAAAAUUAUUCUAAAAUUCGUGAUGUUGAAAGAGAGCUAGGAAAUCUUACAUUGGAGAUGAAACUCACCGCUGGGCCAAAAAAAGCAGCACUUGAACAUUUGAGAAAGAAAAUAGAAAUGUCAACGGAGAGGAUUCAUGUUGCCAAGCUGAAGGAAGAACAAGCACAAAAGGCGUGGGAGGCAGCAUCAAAGGCUGUGAAAGAUGAGGAAGCAAUUAAGCAGAAGCUAUGUGAAGACUUGAGCCAAUUGGUUCAAGAAAGCAGUAGCAUACAGUUUAAUAGACUGGGGGAAUUGAAAAGACGACUAGAAGCCUUGAACCCGGGUAGAGUAUCCACCUCUAUUCCUCUUGAUGGGAAAGCAGUGGGACCUCCCGUGAAUAGCACAGCUACAAAUGCUUCAGUUCCUCGAACAACAGAACCAGGUGCUGGAGUCACUGCAAAUGUCCCCAAUGAAGGAAGUGGUGGAAAUGGUCCAGUGAUGAAUGGGCAAAAUCAACAGCCCUCUGUUGAGGGAGAAGGAAGAGGGAAGAAGAAAAGUCAGUUCCAAGGAAGAGGAAAGGGAAUUGGGGCUGUGCCUAAGGGUAGAGGAUCUCCCGCACCGGGCUGGACUGGCGCCGGGUUUGAUGUGGAUGGUAGAACCUAGGACCACCACUCCGAAUUAUUUCCUAGAGCCAUUGGACAAGAAUCUGUCGCUUUUGCUCGGCUGCCGGUACAUUUUUUAGUUGAUGUUUUUGCUUUCGUGCAUUCUUUUAAUUGCCUAUAGUUUGUUGAUAAGAAAAUGCAAUCUGACCUUCCUGACUUCUCAUUAGUACUUGAAAGUCAUGUACACGAAUACAAUAUUUCAAUAAGAAUUACUAAUAUCACUUUUCAA
Alnus glutinosa is the source of this 1120-nucleotide messenger RNA. RefSeq lists its product as uncharacterized. The transcript is spliced from 7 exons. The coding region runs from base 125 to 892 and encodes 255 amino acids. The record is from RefSeq and is a predicted model, not a curated record. NCBI's taxonomy places the organism in Eukaryota, Viridiplantae, Streptophyta, Magnoliopsida, Fagales, Betulaceae.